UAACGUUUGAAACGAGACAAACUGCUCGUUCCAAGUAUUUCCUCAUCUUUGUGUCUCAUGUCGAGACGUCUCAUCACUUCCACUCGCUCGUGUAACGUCUGCUCGUCCUCUUAUCAGAUAAGUGGGUCGAUGAGGCAGAGGUUGGGUUUAUGGCUGGACACACACACGCACACACACACACACACCUUCUUGAUAAGACAACUGAGUCUCCUCGCUGCACCAGGUUCCCUUCAUUUUCCUCUUGAUUUACAUCAGCUACAUCUCUGCUUCUGAAACAGACGCUUGUUUUCUAACUGAAUGCUGUAUAAAGAUUUUUACUGUUCAAACUGAUGAACUUUAUUGUUUAUUUGUAAGUAAACACAACGUGAUGAGUGCAACACGCACCAUGAGAAGAACCAGUGUGUGGCAGCUCUGUUUGGAUCCUGUGUUCACACACUUCCUCUCUUGUCUCCAGUUGCUCUUUUACAUGUAGAGUGUGUUUUUCCAGCUUCAGUGGUCGGUGUGAUGAAACCACAGAGGUGAGCAGUUUGAGUGCUGACAGUAACUGUUUGUACUCUGUAUCCUUUCCGUUCUUAUCUCAGUUAUUUAAUUUUACUGCAGCACUAAACUUACUUAACAUGCUGAAAAUAGUUGCUAGUCAUUAGUGUUGAGGGUGGAGUGGAGAUGGCUGAGCAGCCCGGGCCCUCUCAGUCUCUGCAGCCGCCUCUGAGCACCAACAGUUCAAACUCCACCAGCCUGAGGGAGGAGUCAGUGCGCGCGCAGCACGCAGCAGAGCCGCGCGCCUCCACAGCACCUGAGCACCUUUCUCCUGUCGGCGCACACACGACGUGACCUUCCUGCUCGUGUCGGAAGUUUGAGGACCGUCGAGGAGUUUGACACGAUCCAGAUUCUAACGAGGAUCAGCGUGCGUAAAAGGUCUCCAACACGCGCGUCCUGAGGGAGGAGGAGGGGCGUCAGGCCGUCCAGGUGGAGCAGCUGCAGCCUGUUGAUCCGUCCGGACCGACCCGUCCACUUCACGGCGAGGAGGCGACACACAGAUGGCUCCAGAAACAACUUCCUGGUUCCUGGUGAAGACGUCCCUCUCCGCCCUGCAGGAGGCCGGGUGAUGUCCCGCUCUCCACCCCGUCAACUGACCAAUCAGCUGCACGCCUGCCACAGACUGAGCGGGCUGAUGGUGCAGGGAACAAAGGAGAUGUGGCACCUGAGCCGGGAUCUUUAAAACUACAUCCUGAGCAGAGGGUGUGGUCUGUGCAUGUGAUACACACUGCAGGACGCCUCUCACCUUACCAGCCACCUUCACAACAUGGCUCAGGUGUUUUUUUCCCCCACUGAUGUUCAGGUUACCAGACCUGCACACACAAAACACAGCAGUUCUCUGAGGUGAUCCAGAAUGAAAACCUGCAGAAUUCAGCAAGUGUUUCUUUACUUGUAACGUGAAUGACGAUGAUCAUUUCAGUUUACAAAGAUUGUUUGUUUCUGAGCAAAAAUAAACAGAUAUGAUUUAUUAAAACAAGCUAAAAGCAGAUUGAAAUAAAAGUUUUGGACUUAAUGUUUGUGACGUACUGUGAUCAGGGGUGUAAGCUUCUCUAUAACCUGAUGAAGGUGUUAGUAGACAAACGCUGCAGUGCAGAAGUGUUUUCCUGAUUUUACGGCCGCCGGUCUUCUUCUUGCACACCAGUUCUGUUCCUACGUACGGUGGAGAGGUACGAGUACUCAGCUGUGCCUCGUCCUGCACUUCACAUGUACUAUAAUUUGUAUCAGAUAUUCUGGUGAUGCAGUGUGUAAACUGUGGUUUUGCUCUGUACCUGUGAUCCUCCUCUGUGGAUCCUCUUCAGGUUUCUUCCAUCUUUUUUGUCUAUCUUAGACUUCUAAUCAUGACCUGUUACUAGUGUGAGAGACACAUACUGAUACCUGUUAAAAUGCUGAAUAUCAGCUCUGAUUAUCAGUCGACCUCUAGUUGAUAAGUAACCGAUCAAAUGAUCAAACAAUCUGUUCCUGUUGGACUGUGGACCAGGCCUCACAGUGUGGAGGGAGUGAACAUUAAUACAGCGGUGAAAUCUCUCUGGUCGAUCAGGCUGAUUUAAAGCAAACAUUUUAAUGUGUGUUCUUUGGAUGCUGAUUUAUUUUGCGCUGCUGUGUCGUCAGUCUCAGGCUGGAGGUUGUUCAUGUGUGUGAGCAGUCAGCACACAAUGACGAACACUAACUGGUGUCAUGUGCACGGCUGAAUUGGAAACGUGUGAUUCCCGUCUGUCGUUGUUGGAGGAGGAGGAGGGAGAAACGCUCCCGGGCCCGUUCUCGCAGGAUUAGAGAUAAAAAAUGUGGCCUUGUGUGCAGCCGGUCUGAGCUCGGAAUCCAAACGGAGGGAAAUCCAGUUCCCCACUGAACUUGUGUACCAGAAUCUUCCAGGUUUCAGUCUUCAGGGUCGACCUCGCUGCCUCCAUGUUUCCAAAUGUCCCUUUAUAUUCUGGCUUUGCUAUCCAGAGGGGAGGCAACAUGUCCGUGGUCCGCAGAAGAGUGAGCGUGCUCUGCGCGGUGAUGGCGCUCAACGUCUUCGUCUGCGUCCUCGUGACCGUGUCGUGGAACUUCAGGCGAGGCAAAAGUGGCCAGCAGAAGAUCAGAAUCCCCUCCAAGAGGUUUUGGCAGCUGCACGUAUGGAGCAAAUCCUUCUGGAACAAGGAGCAGCAGCGCCUGGACUUCAUCUACAACCCGCUCAUUAGGUCUGAUGUCUCUGUCGAGCUGCCGGAGUGGCUGAGCGACACCGGGCCGCUCGACCCCUGCGAACCAGACCACAGAGUCUCCACGCAGGUCUUCAACUUCAGCUCCCUGCCGCAGCACUUCCAGGAUUUCCUCCUGCACAUGCGCUGCAGGACGUACCCCAUGCUGAUAAACCAGCCGCACAUUUGUGACGACAAACCCUUCCUGCUGCUGGUCGUCAAGUCGCUCAUCCCACAUUUCGACCGGCGGCAGGCCAUCCGUGAAACGUGGGGACGGGCGGGCGUGUUCGCCAACAGGACCGUGGCGACCGUGUUCCUGCUCGGUAACAGCUCGCCGGACGACCACCUCCCAGACCUGCUGGAGAUGCUGGGCCACGAGGCCAAACUUCACAAAGACAUCCUCCAGUGGGACUACAGGGACACCUUCUUCAACCUCACCCUGAAGGAGGUCCUCUUCCUGGAGUGGUUCAGCCAAAACUGUCCGCACGCCCAGUUCAUCCUCAAAGGUGACGACGAUGUCUUCGUCAACACCUUACAGAUUAUUAACCUCCUCACAGGCCUGUCGGUGAAAAAGGCUAAAGAUUUGUUUGUAGGCGAUGUCAUCAGUAACGCCGGUCCACACCGAGACAAGAAACUCAAGUACUAUGUCCCGGAGAGUGUUUAUGACGGGCAGUACCCGCCGUACGCAGGAGGCGGAGGAUAUCUGUACUCUGGAGCGCUGGCUCUUCGCCUUCACAACAUUUCCCAGCAGGUCGUCCUGUAUCCCAUCGACGACGUCUACACGGGGAUGUGUCUGAAAAAGUUGGGUCUGGCCCCCGAGAAUCACAACGGCUUCAGGACUUUUGACAUCGCGGAGAAGGAGCGGUCCAACCUGUGCGUCUACAGGAGCUUGAUGCUGGUUCACAGCCGGACGCCUCAGCAGAUGUUGACCAUCUGGCCCUGGAUUAUCAAUCCUGAUCCGGACUGUCAGUGAUCAGCUGCGUCCAGUUCUGCUCAACCUUUGUUUGCACUGUUGUCAUUUUCAGCACCUGUUUAACAGGUUAAAUCCUCAAGUACGAGCAAAACCUCCAUGUUGGUAUUCUGAAGUCAUCCAGAUUAUUUAUUAAGUGUUUUCAGGUUGACUUUGUCUUUUCUUUUCUUUUCUUAUCCUCAAUCUGGAUGUAAAACAUCCAACACGUCCACUCACAGCAGCUCAGCCACAUGAUCUCAGCCCACCAGCUGAUCCAGUAUCAGUUUAACACCUGAAGUUAGCAAUGAAAUAACACGAUACAAACUGAAGCUGGCAGACAAACAGUUCACAGAUCAUGACUUACUAUGACUUUUGGGCUGUUAUUAAAGGUGCAAUAUGUGAACAAUCAGAACUGAGCUGAAAUAAUAAUAAUAAUAAUAAUAAUUCUGAGAUAUCUACAGACGUUAGCAUGCUAACCAGCUAGCCCCGGCCCAUCUGUGUCCAGAACAUUCCUUUACAUACGGUGUAUAUUUCACCUUUAAUAUUAUUAAUGCAGUCGACCCAGUGAGGUUUGGCACCAACGCUGCUUAGUAAGACUACGCAGAAAUACAUUAACACAUGUGGAACAACUUUAAAAGUACACAAACAACUUUAACACUAUAUUAAUACGACACAGAAUCACAUUUAAACAGUUAAAGCAGUCAGUGGUGAUGUGUAUUUUCGGAAAUGACAGAUUUUUGUUUUGGUUUGAAAAUGAUUUAUUGUAGAAUCAACAAAAACAGGAAGUUCCUCGUUGUCACAUUGCUGAAAUGUUUGUGUUUGUCUGCAUGUUGCAGUCGAUCUUCAGGGUUUCUGGAUGUUAUGAGUAAUAAAUGAUGGGUGAGCCUGAGAAUACAGGAAGUGUUGUUGUGUUUGUGACGUCUCAUGAGUCUGAUACAAGUUUGAAGAUUCAUUUUAUGAAGAAAAUCAAAGAUGUGAAAUGGAAAAUGUUUUGAGUUCUGGGUGAGUUGUGGUGAAACGACCCAACAAGUGUUUUUCUGCUGUAAAAUAAAAACUGCAGUUCCAGAAUCUGAACUCUCAAACCUGUGGAGGACUUCUGAUCUCUGCAGAUCGUGUUAAUGAUCAGCUCACCCACUGAUCCCACACAGAUCAAUAGUUUCUGUGUGAAACGUCUGACAAACACUUUUCUUCUUCAAACAGAUUUUCUUCUUCGUAGUUAAAAAGUAUCCGUCCAGUAAUUAUGAAUCGCUCCGUGUUCAGUUUCAGCUUCCAUCACCUCACCUGUGAUGUUGCUGCUGUUGCCGGGCAGAUUUCAGGCUGAGUUUAACUCUCGUCAAUGUUUCAGAGUCGACUCGACAAAACAGAGAAAUGAGUGAUUUUGUUUUUCCUCUCUGCUGCCUGUCAGUAUUGUUUCUGUGUUAUUUUCUUUCCAUUGGUUAAAAAAUAAAAGCAAAUGAAAAUA
Acanthopagrus latus (yellowfin seabream) is the source of this 5125-nucleotide messenger RNA. RefSeq names its product UDP-GlcNAc:betaGal beta-1,3-N-acetylglucosaminyltransferase 2a (gene b3gnt2a). NCBI's taxonomy places the organism in Eukaryota, Metazoa, Chordata, Actinopteri, Spariformes, Sparidae. Bases 2440 to 3687 code for a protein of 415 amino acids. Gene Ontology annotation, molecular function: hexosyltransferase activity. The record is from RefSeq and is a predicted model, not a curated record. The transcript has 4 exons. Gene Ontology annotation, cellular component: membrane.